This is a messenger RNA of Medicago truncatula (barrel medic), 679 nucleotides long. RefSeq names its product 14 kDa proline-rich protein DC2.15. The transcript has a single exon. The record is from RefSeq and is a predicted model, not a curated record. Bases 75 to 479 code for a protein of 134 amino acids. Lineage: Eukaryota; Viridiplantae; Streptophyta; Magnoliopsida; Fabales; Fabaceae.
AGUCACUCCUCCUUCACACAAUUACAGUUUUAAUUAGCCAUUUCAAUCUUCAUAUAUUUUAUUACUAAUUAAUUAUGAAUUCUUCUAAAUCUUCAACUCUUGUUCUCUUUUCCAUCAUCAAUAUGCUUUUCUUUGCAAUGGCAAAUGGUUGUUUUUUUUGUCCAAAACCUAACCCUAAUCCAAAUCCAUUCCCUUACCCAAACCCUAGUCCUUCCACUAAGAGUUGUCCAAGAGAUGCACUCAAAUUAGGAGUGUGUGCUAAUUUGCUUAAUGGACCAAUUGGUGCAGUGAUUGGGUCACCACCAGAACAUCCAUGUUGCUCUAUUUUAGAAGGGCUAGUUGAUCUUGAAGUUGCAGUUUGUCUUUGCACUGCCAUCAAAGCUAACAUUCUUGGAAUUGACAUUAAUAUUCCUAUUUCACUAAGUUUGAUCCUUAAUGCUUGUGAGAAGACUCCACCCACCGAUUUCCAGUGCUCUUAAUUAAGUGUUACUCUUGAUUAAUUGUGUUUGUUAAUUGUUUUUUUUUUUUUUUUUUAUAUUAUGAUUGAUGACUGAUGAAGUGUUGUUUGUUACUUGGUAAUUAAGUAGUAACUCAUCAUUUACUGCAAAUGCAGUUGUAUUUUGUAACUGUAAUUUCUAGUUCAAGUCUUGAAUGAAUUUCUAAUUUCUAAUUUUAAUUA